AUGGAAAAUAAGAAUAAUGUCACCGAGUUUGUUCUAUUGGGACUUUCCCAGAAUAAGAAAAUCAAAAAUGUGUGUUUUCUCCUAUUCUCAUUCUGUUACAUAGUUAUUUGGUUGGGAAAUGUGAUUAUAAUGAUUUCUAUCACCUGUAGCCAGCUAAUUGAUCAACCUAUGUACUUCUUUCUUAAUUACCUUGCUCUCUCAGAUUUGUGUUACACCUCAACAGUGACACCCAAGCUAGUUACCGAUUUGCUGGCAGAAAGUAACACAAUUUCUUACACUGGCUGUAUGGCACAGCUUUUUGCCAUGCACUUCUUUGGGGGGAUUGAGGUUUUUAUCCUAACAGUGAUGGCCUAUGACCACUACGUGGCCAUCUGUAAGCCCCUACACUACACUGUCAUUAUGAACAGGCAGAAGUGUUAUGCUAUGGUCAUCUCUUGCUGUGCGGGGGCAUUUUUUCAUUCCUUUGCUCAGUGUCUCCUCAUUGUCCACCUACCUUUCUGUGGCCCUAAUGAAAUAGACCACUAUUUCUGUGAUGCCUAUCCUUUACUGAAACUGGCUUGCAUGGAUACAUACAGAGUUGGGAUCUUAGUAGUUGCUAAUUCAGGCAUGAUGGGUCUGGUGGUCUUCGUGGUUUUAAUGCUCUCUUACAUUCUGAUUUUAUACACAAUCAGGGCGUACCCUGCGGAAAGUCGAAGCAAAGCCCUUUCCACUUGCAGUUCUCAUGUUACAGUUGUGGUUCUGUUCUUUGUACCUGUCCUCUUCAUUUACAUUAGGCCAGCUGUAACUUUUCCAGAGGAUAAAGUGUUUGCCCUUUUCUAUACCAUCAUUGCCCCCAUGUUCAACCCCCUGAUUUACACACUCAGAAACAUGGAGAUGAAGAAAGCUAUGCAGAAAGUGUGGUGCAAGAAAAUGUUUUUGGUCAGAAGGUAA
Sorex araneus (European shrew) is the source of this 930-nucleotide messenger RNA. Its product is annotated as olfactory receptor 4P4-like. Gene Ontology annotation, molecular function: olfactory receptor activity; G protein-coupled receptor activity. Lineage: Eukaryota; Metazoa; Chordata; Mammalia; Eulipotyphla; Soricidae. Gene Ontology annotation, cellular component: membrane. Gene Ontology annotation, biological process: G protein-coupled receptor signaling pathway. The transcript has a single exon. Bases 1 to 930 code for a protein of 309 amino acids. The record is from RefSeq and is a predicted model, not a curated record.